GAGUUAAAAUGGAAGAAAGAUCUCGAUUUAUUUUAUAUUUCGUCUUAUUUACAAUCAUAGUUGGUCAUGUAUGUUGUCAAGGUAAGUCCGAUUUCUUUGUGGUUUAAGAUUUGGUAUUUUAUUUUCAAAGUAUGUUUGUGUCAUAGACGGUACCAUUUCCAUGAAAGCAUAGAAUGACAGAAAAGGGUGCUAUUUUAGGUGGUUCAUGUUAAAUUUACCAUUUAUAUCGAAUACAAUCUGGUUAGAAGCUUUCAGACUAGUCUCUUCCUUCAGAACAGUUUACUUGAUCAGUACCUUGCAGUAGUAUGAACCAGGCCAAACAAAGUUAAAGUUUUAUCUGAUCUUGAGACAGUUGACAUAUAUCAUGAGGGGUUUGUGCAUAAUUUGAAAGAAGUGAAUUAGAAAAAAACCAUUCAUUUGAAACACAUGGUACAACCUAGUGUGUUUUUCUUUUCUCUCUGUGUUAGUAAGUGAAAUACUCUUUCCAACAUCAUUUUGCCCAAUCUGUGUCAAUUUUUUUUGGCUCAGGUGUGUCAGAAAAGGUUCUUUUUCACAUCAAAUAAAUAACAAGCAGAAGCUGCUCUAUGUAAACAUAAUUCAAUAUGUUUUGUUUUGCCAAAUAUCAAAAAGCUCUUUUGUCAUUCUUGUUUAUUUUGAUAAUUAAUAACUAUUCUCCAGCCCUAUUUAAUCCAUGAUCAUAAUGCAGUAACUAGUGUUUUUGUUUUGGUGAUUGAAUAUGAGAAUGGAUAACUUGUUUUAAAACCAGAGAUGGUCCUUUCUUAUAACUCUGUGAAAAUCAUACAAGAAAAACAUAACUUUGGUGUGUUCUGUCUAUAUUUCAAUGUAGGUGCAGAUAAUUGUAGAAGCAGAACAACUUGUCAAGAGUGCAUUGGGGUGGCCAGGUGUGCCUGGUGCUCUCAAGAGGUAAUUCUGUUCACAGUAAAUAUAUCUUGCAAAGGAUUAUGUUUAAGAGGAGAUUUAGCUUUCCCACAACUUGUGUUUUUGGAUGUUUGUGUUCAAAAUAGGGAUUGGAAGAACUCUAUAUUAAUUCAUGUAGUCAAUUCAUCCAUUAAAAUGUUGUCAGGUGUCUGACAUGGAACCUAAUUGUUUUCAAUGAUAGUAAAAACAAAAUGUUGUUAAUGGUCCUCCAAUAGAACACUUGUGGCUUAUUUCAUAACCAGAAAUACAUCAUCCAACCAGGUAUGUAUUGGUCAAGAGCCUGGGUUUAUGAGAGUGUGAUAUUGAUAAAUCAGAGUUUAUCAUUGCGUAUAGAAUGUAUAACUGUAGACGCAAAUUUUUAUAACAAGGUGCCUAUAAGUCAGCAUUAUUUAACUUUUAAUCUCUCCUUUUAGAAUUUUGGACAAUCACGCUGUGAUACGCAAGAUAAUUUAGUGAACUCUGGUUGUCCUGUGAGUAAUAUUUCUAAUCCAGGGAGCAAGUUCAAUAAUGAAGAGGUACAGUACAAUCCUUUUAAUGCUCAAUUAAUUUCAUUAUUAAGGCAAUUUUUGUCCAACUUCAUCAGUCAACCGUAACCCUAUUUCUGACAAUGUAUACAUAUAUUUUGUGAAAUACAGGACAGUACUGUGGGACCAAAAGUCCAAGUUCAACCCCAGAGGAUCAAAGUGAAUUUACGAUCAGGUAAACUUGCAUGGUAUCUGUACAUGUUUGUAGCAAGUCAUGUUAUCACUAGCUCCUGUAUGGACGUUUUCAGGAGUACUCAUUGAGAAGUUUUUCAAUUCUAGUUAUAUUACUAUCUAAAGGUUAACCUUAAUCUUAACCAGUUACUGGUACCUACCAGUACCUAGACAUAUGUUACAAGAGAUUUAUCUAUUAUGUCCUAUACAGUAAUAUGCCAGUAACAUUACUGUUACAGUUUAAUGUGUUGAGUUCCUGGGUAAGACACAUCUCACAGUGCUUGGAUUUGCACACAGGAUUGCAGUUUUGUACUGGAAAAUUGACAAGGAAAACUGACCAAAUUGUAGAGGUCGCCUAUGAUGAACUAGAACCAGUCCAUGAGGAGGUGCAAUACCACUAGUUGCUUCAUUUUAGUGAAACUGAGAUACAUGUUAUCCCUGAUGUAAUUGGCUGUCUGAUGACCUAGAACUUAUUAGUCUGUGACAAAUUAAGACCUAUCUAUGGGGAGGUGCAAUACUUCUAGUUGCUUCAUCAGGGCGUGAAAUUGCACCUAAUACAGGCACCAAUGUGACUAACUUUUUCACUUUGGCAACCAAAUCCUGGAAAUUAGUCGCCAAAUUGGCAACUAGAAUGUUUCAUCAUAACCUUACCAAGAGAUAAAGCGAAUUAAAAAGAUUUGCAAAGAUAAAUCCGUCGCAAACUUCCUUGUUUGUUUCCAAAACACAAUAGAUGCAUCUCUAUCAAUAACUAGACGCCAUCUUGGAAUUAAGUGAGCUUUAAUGUUGUAUAUCGUCCAUCCUAGUGUCCACUUUGUAGCAUGUUAAAGAUCCUUUCCCAAACUUAAUCUUGGAGGGUCUAUCUAGAAUGCUGACGGCUUAAAAGAAGGUUUUGUUUGUCUUUGAAAAUGGUAACCAACUUUUUUUCACUUGGCUACCACUUUGAAGAAUUUAGGAGCCAAGUGGCUAUCAGAAAAAAAAAUUAAUUUCACACCCUGUUCAUGGUAGUGAAACUGAGAUAUGUAUGAUACCUGAUGAAAUUGGCCAUGUGACUUUAAUAGUGCAGAAUUUUAUAUUUGUGAGCUGUGGUGAUAAUGUGAUUGGGGAAAUGUUAUAAAUAAUCAUGUAAAUGAUUUACAGGAGUGGCCACUACAGUGAGACUAACAGUGAGACCAGCAGAAAACUACCCUGUAGAUUUGUACUAUCUCAUGGACAUGUCAAACUCUAUGAGAGAUGACUUGGGAAAACUGACUGCUUUGGCGACAACAAUAGGUACAGGAAAAUCAAUAUGGCAGCUAUACUGCACUGAGGCAGUUAUACUGCACUGGGGCAGUUAUACUGCACUGGGGCAGUUAUACUGCACUGAGGCAGUUAUACUGCACUGGGGCAGUUAUACUGCACUGGGGCAGUUAUACUGCACUGGGGCAGUUAUACUGCACUGGAGCAGUUAUACUGCACUGGGUCAGUUAUACUGCACUGGGUCAGUUAUACUGCACUGGGGCAGUUAUACUGCACUGGGGCAGUUAUACUGCACUGGGGCAGUUAUACUGCACUGGGGCAGUUAUACUGCACUGGGACAGUUAUACUGCACUGGGGCAGUUAUACUGCACUGGAGCAGUUAUACUGCACUGGGGCAGUUAUACUGCACUGGGUCAGUUAUACUGCACUGGGGCAGUUAUACUGCACUGGGACAGUUAUACUGCACUGGGCAGUUAUUCUACACUGGGGCAGUUAUACUGCACUGGGUCAGUUAUACUGCACUGGGCAGUUAUUCUACACUGGGGCAGUUAUACUGCACUGAGGCAGUUAUACUACUCUGAGUAUAUUUUGAUGUUUUGUGUUUUGAAAAUCGCAAAGAUUUCUUGCAGAGAUAUUUCUGCUUCACUGUCACAUCUCCAUAGGACUGUAAUUGUUAUAAUAUUCAUGUUUUUUUAAAUAAAAAAAUCUGUUUGAUAAUCAGGGUAUAAUUUGUAGUAAUGAAUUUUAGAAAACAGUUGAUCAUUGAAAUAUUACUAGGUUAAUAAGAUAAGAAGAUGGUGAAUUUUGACCUUGUUAACAGAGACAUUGCUGAUUGUAAUAAGAUGAGGGAGGCAUUUCAUAUAUCAACCAAGCAUUAGACUUCCUGAAGCUCAUUUCACAAUCUCGGAGGUAGAGUGUUGCGUUGUGGAAUCCACAGGUCUGAGGUAGAAUUCCCCAUGUGGACUCAGAAUUUUUCUAGUGUUCCACACUUGUGACAAGAUGAAAAACAUUGAUCAUUCUUUCAUUACUUUAUUGCUGAGCUUGAAAUUCACCAUCUUUUUAAUUCUGUGUAUCCACACAAGGCUUUUGACAUAGCAUAACCCAGCAGUUUGUGAGAAGCCUAAUAAUGUGUUGAUCAUUCCAAAUCUUCAACAUCCCCCCUUGGGCACCCCCCUAGGCAUUUUAACUUUUGAAGACUGGUUCAUUCAAAUUCCCAUCCCCUCGGCCAAAAUUACAUUGAAAUGUUCCACCCAAUAUUGAAUGAUUCUUUGUGCAACCAUUUAAUGUUGUACAAUUUAGCAAAUUCACAUAUUAGUUCUUGGUGCAGCUGCUGGGUUUUUUGUUGGUAAGCAUCAUUCUAUGACAUGAAAAUUUUCUUUCUUAGUAUGUAACUCAUAAGAGCAGACUCUUUACCUUUAAACUCCUUCAUUUUAAAGAACAAGUAAUACUUAUAAUAUGAGGACAACAAUGGAAUGCUCAUGGGUUGCCCAGGGAAGGAAGGGGGGAGGGGAUGUUGAAGCUUUCUAUUGACAGGGCAUUAUGGCAAAGCUCACCAAUGAGUCUCCAUGGCUCAGUGAAGGUUUGAGGUUCAAUUCCUUAUGGGGACUUACAAUUUUUCUUUGUCCAAUGUUCAUGACUUGCAGCUGAUGUCUCCUGACGAUUUUUGAAGAGUGGAAUUUAUAUAUUGAAGUUAAAGUUUAUUUUUGAAUUUUAGGUUUUGAAACAAAUUGCCUUUGAACUAAAUUCAUUUUCACAAUCUGAAAAAGAAAAAUUAUGCACUGCAAUGCUUGUGUUUAGUACAAUAAGUUCAUGUAUUGCACAUUGAAAUAAUUGUGUGUCCUUUUGAUUAAUUUCUUUAGCUGAUAGCAUGAAUAACAUCACAAAAAAUUCAAAACUGGGCUUUGGUUCUUUUGUGGACAAGACUGUCAGUCCAUUCAUCAGAGUUGAGUAAGUAACUCUUCAUUUUCAGUUUGAAACUUUCCAAUUUUUACUGAUUGAUGACAAUCCCCUUUUGUGAAGGAUUUGAUUUUUUUUUAUUCAUGCCCCCUGACAGAGUGUAGGGACACUACAAAUGGACAAUUGGGUCAAACCUACUUUCUGAACAAUGAAAGAUACAAAUAGAUCUUAUUAGAAAUACUCUCAGCUAGUUAUAAUAAUGAUAUUUAUUGACUGCUUCCCAAAUGGGACUUUUCAGGGUUAAAAUAAACAAAUAUAAUCAUAGUGAAUAAACAUAGAGUUUAAAAGUCUCAACUGGCCAGAGGGAGACAGGUUGGUUAUAUGCAAAGUGCAGCCAAGGAGUUGAACUUAGGGCAACCAAGAACAUAUCCAGGGAGUAGCAAGGUGAAGGGCUUGAACUAAGGACCACCAGAUUACAAGUCUGGCACCUGGACAAUUCAGCUACUCGGCUGCACUGCCUCCACUAGAAUUCCACUUUAACCUACAAUAUAUAGAGGCCAUUUUGUUGCAAAAUUUAUGACCCCACCAUCCAAUGAAUGGUUAACCCUGCCAGCACUCGUGUGGGAUUUCCAGUGUUUUAUUACUUUCCUCUCUUAAGCUUGGGACUCUUUCUCCUUGGAAUUUUCAAGGUCUCUCUUUUAGAGGAAUCAGUGUCACAAGUGAGGUUUAAUUGUUGUUUGAUUUGUAGGACAAAGCUUCCGUGUAUUACUUCAGACAAAGUAACCUGUGUGCCUACAUAUGGCUACAGACACAUUCUCUCACUUGUUGAUAAUGCCCCACUCUUUGCAGUAAGUGUAAUUUUGUAAUUUUCUGUGUCCUUUCCAGCAGUGAGUUCAAAAGUUAAUUUUUAUUUAGUUAAGUAUAAGCUUAAAAUAAUUUUGAAUUUGUUAUUAGUCUGAGCUGCAGUGAAUAGUAUGAGCACUUCAUUCUGAUAUCUUUCUUUUAUAGCAAAAAAUUAAGGAUCAGGUCAUUUCUGGUAAUCUUGAUGCUCCUGAAGGAGGAUUUGAUGCCUUGAUGCAAGUAGCAGCUUGUGAAAAGGUCAGUGGCAUGAACAUAGGACAUUAAAUGUGACUGUCAUCAAUGCCAUUUAUUUCUUAUCACACGGACUACCCCCUCUUGUAUUUCUCUGGAGAGAAAUUGUGAAACUGGACCAGAUGCAUAUGCUAAGGAUACUAGAUGGAAUGAUAGUUUUGUUUGAGUACUAGGAAAAAUGCUUAAAAACCUCAAUUAUAGUGUGAUUUGUGGUUAGGUCUGAGCUGAAUUGUUGGUUAGCUACAUGUGUAAGAGUGACUCUUCAUGUUGAGUUGGCAAACAUAGUCUGUUUCCCUGUUUUUAUGCUCCCAAUGAUUGGUUGGAAAGAAUGGAUCUAAUCUGGCUUAAAACUGUCCAUAAAAGUUUUACGUUCAAAAAAUUAUGUAAAGCUGAAUUCUUAUUCAAAACUCUUGGGUGAAUUGAUUAAUUGUUAAACUUGCUUUAUUGUGUAGGAAAUUGGUUGGGGUGCCAAUGGUACAUCUCGCCGUCUGGUUGUCUUUGUUUCUGAUGCUCCAUUUCAUAUUGCUGGGGAUGGAAAGGUUUGUAUUCUUAAAUAUCAAUUGACACUUUAAAAGAUUGAGGGACAAUUUUGUUGUUUAUAUUUUACAUUUUAUCUCUGUUUCAAUCAAUAUGCUAGCUCCAGAGUAUAAUUACUAUUUGGAUGACACAAAUUUUUUUCACUUAAAGCAUCCAAAAUUGUUGAUACAUGUAGAUUUCCCCAAACAUCAAACUUAUCAGCAUACCCUCUGAUUUGAGCAACUUGUCUUGUUUAAACAAUCCUCUUACUGAUUAUCUCCUGAAAAGGCUUAUGGUUUCAUUAUACAAUUUUGGAAGGAAGGUUUUGAUAAGUUGUUUUGAAGCGUUAAAGGCAUCAUAUUUUUAUUUGUUUCAUUUGAUUUUGUUAGUGUCAUCAUUUUUAACUUAUUUUAUUUUACUUUAAUUGUAUUAUAAGAUCAAAGAUAGCUUCAAUGAGGAGCUGCUCAGUGGAAUCUAUUGAAUAAACCAUUAUUAUUACUGUUAUCUGUAUGGUUAUCAUUGUUGUUGUUGUUGAUAUUAUUAUUUUUAUCAUUUGCCCCUGGAAGUGAGAUGGAAAGUAUCACUCCUUUUCUCAUAUGCAGUAUGCCUGUCGUAUUGGCUUUUCCAUCAAUUGACCUUGUACAGAAUUUUAAGCUCAAUCAUCCAUCAUAUAUAGCUAAGUGAUUUGUUUAUGAUUUUGUUGUUCAGCUUGGUGGUAUUGUGACUCCGAAUGAUGGAAAAUGCCACUUGAAAAAAGAUGUUCAAGGAGACUAUGACUUCUACUCAAAGUCAAAUGAAAUGGUAUGAUUGACAGGAAAGGGUGAUUUGUACCCAGUGCUAAAAAUUACCCAAACAUGUUCAUCAGGGGCUGUGCUUGGUUGGUUUUUAGCUGGAAACACUCUUAGGCCCAAUUGUAUAAAGAGCAAAUAACCCUAUCCAAUGGAUAAAUUGCUAUCCAAGGGAUAAAUGACAGCAAAACAUGAAGGGUUAUCCACCAGAUGGAGAGAUUUAUCUCUAUCUAUCUAUUUGGGUAAUUAAUCUAUUUCAAGGUCUACUUCAAAAAUAACCUUGCUUUUAUAAAAAGGUUUAGUUAAAUUUCACACAAUGAAUCAUAUGAGGGUUUGGUUGGGUUUAUACACCAGCCUGGUGUAUAACAACAGGACCCUGAGGGUCCAGUCGUUCAAAGAAUAGAUAAGGCUAUCCAAUGGAUAAAUUGCUAUCCAGUGAAUAAGAGUGAAUAAAACAUACUGUACUUAUUCCAUGGAUAUAGAUAUUUAUCCUGUGGAUAGCAUUAUUUACCCUUCAAACAACUCAGGACAGUCAUAGUAAUUUCGAGUAUCAAUAUGUAUUCAGUUGAGGAGGAAGGAGCCUUUUAAUACCUUUUUAAUCAUCAAUUUUUGACAUUACCUUUUACAUUAAAAGUAACUUUGGAUGUCUGGAAAUAAAAGAGAGAUCUUGUGGAAAACGAAGAGCUUAAUUGCAUUUGGUGUUAUAAUUGUAGAAUAUGCAGGAUUGCAUCUCAAGAUAUAUAAACUGCCUGUUGAUAUUACCAGUCAUAGUUACUGAUAAGAGGAGUUGUUUCAUCAUUUCACAGGAUUAUCCUUCUCUGGCUCAGCUUCAUGACAGACUCCAGCAGAGCAAUAUUAUCCCAAUAUUUGCUGUUGUUAAGGAUGUCUCCAGUCUGUACCAGGUAUUUAUUAAAAGUUUUGUGUCUUAAAUGUUUAUGCCAUUUUUUGUGUGGUAGGAAUUGUCUUUGUAUUCAAUAAGAUUAUCCAAGAUAACAUGUUGGAUUCAAAUAAUUUCAGUGUUGUUCUUCCAUUUGUGGUUACCAAAACACUGAAAACAGUUCAUGUGGAAUUACAAACAGGGCUUUCUUGUAUCAGAUGUUUUCCAGUUUUUAGGGAAGCAAACCAACAAACUUUGGAUGGUUUAUGUUUCCCAAAUUUUUUCUUAUAUAUAUAUAUAUAUAUAUAUAUAUAUAUAUAUAUAUAUAUUGUCUAAAGGUCUUCCAUUUAAUUUGAUAUGUUUUGUAGAGUGUGGCAUCCAUGUGGAGUGACUUGGGAGCUGUUAGUGGAGAGCUUGCAGUUGACUCGGGAAACAUUGUUGACCUAAUUGCUAGAAAAUAUGAGGUGAACCUGACAAAGGCCUGAAGGGAAAAUUCUGUUUUUUAGAGAUACUAUGGAUUCUUUUUGUAAAUACAGAUAUUAGGUAAAAUAGAGGUGGUCACCAUUAACAGAGAGUAGAAUGUUUGUCUGCUGUCUUAAAUUUUACAGCAGAGGACCUUAAGAAAAAAUGAUUUCGAGCUACAAAAACAGUUACUAGUACUCUUACUCUGUCAUAAGACAUCUGCACAAAUACUCAGCUUAAACACUGCUUAUAAUUUUCCACAUAAUCAUAAUUUUAACAUUUCCCAAAUAAUUUUAAAUUUACAUUCCUCUAUGCUCAAGUAACUAAGACUUGUUAUUUUUUCUAAUUGUUACAGGAAAUUGUAUCGUCAGUCAGCUUGGUCUUUAAUGCUCCGGAGAAAGUGUCAGUUACUGUCAAAGCUAAUUGUGGGUAAGUGGCACAGUGAAAAGUGGUUGUACAAAAAACCUGUAUGUCAGUUAUCUGUCUCUUCUGAUCUAAUUUAUGCACAGAAGCAAUAACAUAGGUUGGUAUUAGACAUUUUUACAGUCACAGUUCUCUUGCACAGAAACCAUCAGUUACUAAUAUGUGUGCUGACUGGUUGAUACUGUUUUAUUUUAAGGCCUAAUGCAGUCAAUGACCAAACCCAGAGAUGUUCAAAUGUGAAAAUUGGAGAAAAGGUAUUGUGUCUUACAUCAGCAGAAAAAAAAUUAAUUAGGUUUUUUGCUUUCAUUUUUGAGAUGACAUGAUCUCUUAUUGAUGCGAAAAGUUUUUUCUUUAGGUUUAUUUUGAUGUGUCAGUGACGUUACAACAAUGCCCUGAGGCAGGAGCUGCGCAGCAGAGCAGGUCAGUGAGGCCGAGUUUGUUCCCAGUUCUCCCACUGUUUAAAAUUUUGGUGUAACUUUGAUUGUGAGGAGCUAUCAGUGCAUCACUUACAGACUCUAGUGAAUGCUCGCUCGUCAAAGCAUUUUUUGUAACUAUCGUUUGCUCAUUUUCUUUUCUCUCUUUUUUCGGAUUUGUAGCUUCACAAUUCGUGUACCAGGAUUUGGAGCUGUAGAACUAGACCUGAAUUAUGUUUGUGAGUGCGACUGUGGGAAGCCAAGUAUGGCGGUAAGUCACUUUGAAUGAAAUUUUUGUGCAUGGACUCUUUGUCUUGAAUGAUGUAAUCACCAAAAAGAUAGAUGUAAAACUUGAAGGACAAGCCUGGAGUGCGAGAGCGGCUCCAAAACGGAAAAAAAUAAGGCUUCUAUGGCGACUUCCUUGGAAAAAAAAGUUUCCCCCUCGUUUCCCCAUGCCAUCAUAUCACUCUCUCUUGAAAUGAUUUUGAAAAUCGAACCAAGAAAUUCGGAAGAUUUAUUAGGUACUCAAAUUUUAUUUCAGUUGCUCAAAAAAAGUCUGCGGAUCUUCUUAUUUCUCCUCCCUCCCAGACCUUCACCUUCUCGCUUUUACGUUCAUAAAUAUCCCGAGACAUUUAUUUUCUUCCCAUCCUGGAUAAAGAUCAAAGAAAUUCGUCUUUUGUUCUUGUGGGUAGCUUUCAGUUAAGCCUGCAGGAUUUACCCGACUUGCCCUAAGUGUAACAUAACGGUUAGAUUACUGAGAGAUUUUAAUCGUGAUGCGAAAUGCGAAUCCGGCUAAGACUGUAUUGCUAGCACUGAACACGGUGCACGUAACCCUUUGUAACCUGAACAGGAGGAAAACAGCACCAAGUGUACCGAAGGAAAUGGAACGUUUGCCUGUGGACAAUGUGAUUGUAACAAAGGGAGGUGAGUACUGAGUCGUCGGAGUCUUCUUCAAGUCACUUUUUUAAGGUAAUCGAGGUUAACCGAGAGUUGUUUUUUUUGUAAUGGGGGGGGGGGGAAGGGAUUGAGGGGGUGGGGUUUAAAUAAUCACUAGGGAAAUAAUAAUGUGAUCAGUGGACAAGACCUACAGAAGUAACUGAGGUCAGUUACAAACAAUUGCUUACAUUGGAUGUAGUCUCUUAAAAUUGAUCUCUGCUUGUUGCCAAUGCGCGUUUUAUUAUUCAAACUUUUGCCGCUACACGUUACACCCACAAUCCUACACAUAAGUCUCUUUGGAAGCACCAAAAAAGGCACUCAUCGAACGUUUUUUUCUUCAAGGUAUGGAGAAUUUUGUCAGUGCGAUACGCCAUUUGACAAAUCAAAGGAUCAGUCUAAAUGUAAAAGGUAGGUAAAAUUUAAGAAGUUUUUCAAGUCCACAACCCUUAUUACGUCCUACUAAAGAAAACAGUAGUAUGGUUUUGGCCUGUCUUGAAUUUCAGCCAUGAUGGACAGCCUGUCACAGCCUCUCUCUUAUUAGUCAGUGUUAAAAACAGUUAUUAGUCGGUUAAAAAACCGAUGGCCGUUACUGUAUCAUGCUCUUUUAUAUCUAGGACUAUUGUUGACAAUGCAAAAAUCAUCAGUUUUGCUUUUCAGGGGUCAUUUUACGUUUAACAGAAGAAUUAUUAUCACGUAAAUGAGCGUACGGAAUAUUUGUUCCGUUUUACAGAUAUGGAGAUGAGCAAAUUUUUACGUUAAGAUUAGGUAUAAAUAUGGAAUGAAUGUAAAACGAAUGGCUGGGUCAUAUUGUUGCAGUAACACUGUGUUUUCUACCUGCAGCUCUAACUCUACAGACGAACUGCCAUGCAGUGGAAACGGCGAGUGUGCCUGUGGAAAGUGUGUUUGCAAAGCGGUGAGUGAACAGAAUAACCAUUUUGAAAUGUUGGUUAGAAAAAAAAAACUGCUUUCGACUUGGAUUAAGGGAAAAGGUUGGGCUCAAAUAUUAUGGAUACAAUCUGGCUUGUUUUCGCUGACACCGUAAAUGCUUCUUGUUUAGGAGCAAGGAAAAAGGUUUUAUGGGGACUUGUGCCAGUGCAAUGAUUUCUCAUGUCCUGAAGAUAAAGGCCAAUUAUGUGGAGGUAUGGUUCUUCUACAGUAAACAGAAUUAAACGUCCUUAGCAUGGUGAUUAUGUAUUUGUGAGCUGUCUUAAGGUGCUACUGGUAUGUGGUGAUGUAUGGAUUUUUUUUCUUUUUCCAGGUCCUGAUCGUGGAGUUUGUCGUUGCCGUAAAUGCCAAUGUAAACCAAAGUAUCAUGGCGCUAACUGUGACAAGAAGAACUGUACAUACUUUCCUCCAGAAACCCAAUGCAAGAAAGAUGCGGAUUCGGUGAGGCAGCUUUUUUGCCGUGAUCCCAUCACCGAUUGUUUUUUAAGUUAUAUUAUAAUAAAAAAAGGCCAGCUUCUUACUUCCGUUGUUCUGUGUCUUUCCAGGAGAUCUGUGGAGGUUCUGAGAGAGGCGAAUGCAAGCCAGAUGACGAAAACUGCUACAAGUGUGUUUGUAAGAGUGCUUAUGAUGGAACCUACUGUGAAAAGUGUCCGGUAAGUGGUGUUAUGACUUUUUUCAGUCACUGUUACAGUAUUAUACAUUGAACUUGGCUUGGAGGUAGAUGCCAUUCCCUACAAAACCCUUCUCCAAAAGAGCAGCUGAAAAUUUACGCUAUGUAGCGUUUCCAAAUCCAGGGCUCAUAAGAUGAUGCUCGCCCUUCAAAACUCACCAUGUAGAGGUUAACAAUAAAAACGGGAAACGGACUCCUCUUGGUUAUGCCUUCUGUGUGUUAAUAAAUUGAUCUGUUAUACUGGAAGUAUGCAGUUUAAAGUUCCUUACCUGAGCUUUGUUAUUGCCGUGCGGUUGGGUAGGUUUAGAUCGUUUUUCAGUUUCUGUAGAGCUGCAUGUACAGCUGUGUCGAGCGGAACGUUAGUGAGUAGUGACUCAAUGUCGAAAUGCACCACGAUCUCGUUGUGUUAGAUUGUUUCCCUGCUAAUGGUGGAUAACAAGUGAACUGGGUCAGUCACGGUGAAAUUCUAGUUACCUUUUAAAGGAGACAAUUUGUUAACUAAAAGAGUUCCAGGCAUUUGAAUGUUUGGGGAAAACUCUAUACCCCUGUCAAACAAAUGUUGGAACCAACGAUUUCAGACGGUCAUUUCUCCGAUAAUCUCAGUUUUACUCGACUAAAAGUUGCAGUACUUUCUGCACGCUGUACGUUGUCUUUCUUGGUAUGAAGAGGAUUUUUCCCCCAGUGAUAGGUAAGACAUUCGUUAUGCACGAGGUGCCUCUCCAAACGCAUCGAGGAUGCCCCAAAUACAAGAAUGUGAUUAGUAACACAGCGAUCAAAUUGUGGUGUUUAAAAUCCUUGUCAUGCACACUUUACUAAACAUUAUUCGUGUGAAAAUAAUCUUUCUUUUAGAACUGUGAAGACGGCAUGUGUAGUCGCAAUGAAGACUGUGCUCUGUGUGCAACAUUCGAAGGCCAGUCCUUGGAUCAGUGUAAAAAAAUAAAUAGGUGUGAAGCUAAUGUUCUGGAAGUUCAGGUGGUGGAUAAUAUUGAAAAAAAAACAGGUGAGGAUUAAUAGGCGCCCAUCAUAACGAAAGAAUCAGAGAACGUGCAUAGUUUUCAUUGUGGGAAACAGCCUAAUAGAAUAUUGAGCUUAAAGCCAAACCGAGGCCAAUCAAAUGUGACCAGCUUCAAAGAAAUGAAAUAUGUUUAGCCUGCGCAACUUGUGGGUUUAGACAAUUGAUCCGUGAACGUGUGGUACAGGUUCUGUAGUUAGAAUUCACAAAGCGUUCAGUCGGCAACGCAGCUGGCAUCAAAUGCGGGUGGGAUUAUUAUUAUGCAGAAUUGAUUUGAUUUGUUGCCUUUUUUUCAUGCACAGAUGAAGGAUUGUAUCGCUGUGAGGGUGAAGUUGACGGAUGCACAUAUUACUUUACCACGCAAACAGAGGAAAACAGCGAACGCUUUGUACUUUUUGUUCAAAAAGAGAAAGGUAAUGCUUCAGUGUCUCGUCUGAUGUGUGGUUUUACUUAAGUUAAUCUUGAAAAAAAUAGUUUAAUUUGCUUUUUCAGGAGACCCCAGCAGGUUGAAAAUGCCCCUUAUUUUACAAUUGUUAAACUCCAGGCUCCGGUUGUUCGAAGAUUGGGGAAUGCUAUCCUCUAGAUAAAUCACUAUCUGUUGGAUAGCGUAGUUCGCUUUGCUUUCCACUUAUUCGCUAGAUAGCGAUUUAUCCGUUGGAUAACGUUAUUAGCCCUUGAUACAAUUCUUUGAACUUACAACUGGAUAGUGAAAACACUUUUUGUAUAGCUGUCCGACUUGAUUUUCUUACGCUGCUUUCGUUUUUGUUGUUGUUUCAGUGAGUUGUCCUGAAGAAGCACCCAUAUUACCCAUUGUGUUGGGUGUGAUUGGUGGAAUAUUACUGCUGGGUCUUAUCAUAUUAAUUGUUGUCAAGGCCUUCGUUACUAUGGUGGUAUGUUAGCUUAAGUUUGAUGGUUAAUCAACUUGAAUUUUCUUCCGCUGCGCCUUUUAUUUCGGUUUGAAAUGAGUGCAAAUGUGUAUAACUGGAGCUGUUCGUCAAAUGCCUCUGAUUAACCCAGCGUAGCUUGAAAAGUCAAGGUCAGUUAGUUACCAGAUCUGUCAUUAAGAAACAAGUAGGGCUCUGAGAUCAAAUCAUCUUAGUUAAUCGGUUUAUGCCAUUCACGUUUACGGGUUCAUAAGCAACUUUAAAUGUAAUCUUAGCACGUUUUGUGUUACGUCGGCGAGGGAAACUAUUGUCCUAGUCUAUGCCAAUGAAAUUCAAACAAUGAUCGAGCUAUAAUCAAUGUCUAUUGUAGGAGAAGUGGUUUUAAAAUCGUGUGAAAUGAAAAAAAAGGAUUCCUCAUUGAGACAACCAUCGUCCUUACGGUGCUAACUCUGGGCUGUCCGUGUUACUGAAUUCGUAUUGCUUUCUAUUUCAGGACCGCAUUGAAUAUCAAAAGUUUGAACGAGAACGAAUGCACUCGAGAUGGACCAAGGUAAGUUCAAUUUGUUUCCUCUCAACAGCCUGUUUAAGCAGUGAUUGCCAAACUUUAAGCUACUAUUUCUUUUUUUUUUUUUUUUUUUUUUUUUUCACAAGCCUUUUUUAAUCCCAUUAUUGUCAUGCCUCUGUUCUUCAUUCGUCAACACGACGUCUGUUUUGAUGAAAAGGGAGUUCAGGACAGAUGAGGUGUUUCCCUCCUGAAUGUUAAGCUCAAGAGUAUUUUAAGCAUUCUUUCUUUUCUCCCUCCUUGUUGAUCGAUUGAAACAAAAUAUGAGAAUUUCGUAUUCACCAUCAAUUAAUUUGCUUUAGGUUUCUCAAUGUUUACCCUCCAUUGUUAUCUAGUCUUUGUGUGACGUGAUACCCAUCGUUGAUUUUCAGGAAAAAAAUCCCCUGUAUCAAGCUGCCAAGACUACAUUCGAGAAUCCAACUUACGCUGGUGGAAGGCAGUGACACGAUACAAAUGAAUCUGCCAACCUGCUCUGUGUUUUGACUGUUCGAUAUAAUUAAUUAAGUGUUUCCAAGGUUAUGAGUAAAAAUUUUCUCGAUAUUUAAGAACGCAGUCAUAAAAAUUCAGCUUGAUCUCACAAAACAAAAUAUUUCACAUCAUAAGCCAGUUCCCCUGCCCAUGGCAGUCGUCGCACCCAUGAAAUACUAUUGACUGUUUUGAUUUUGUGAGUAGAAUUUGUUGUUAAAAUAUUACUCCUCAGGGGACAUUAGACUGAACUGUGCGCUAAUUCGCCAUCACUUAGCUGAGUGGGAUCCGUUUGAGACCAAAUUUAUAUAUAUACAUAUAUUUUUUUAUAUAUAUAUUUUAUUAAGUCAGUGUUAGCUUGAAUCCUUUUUUUUAAUGUUUGGCAGUAUACACACGAUCAAUACCGUUUGCCACACAACUUGGUUGAUAAUGGAAAUGAGAAAUGUCUUUUUUUUUAAUAAGGAAGCGUCAACUCAUCUAUCCAGCAAGACUCAUGUACUUGUUUCUCGGGAUAUUUAGUAAUGGUAAAUUUUUUGGAUCAUAUCAGGUAAUGUUGUAAGUUUGCGGCGAUUUUGCGACCCUUCCAGUCUCAAGAGUGAAAUUAAUGUGGAAUUCGUUUUUUCGUAUCAUUAAAUUGUAAAGUAGUUUUUGUAAUUUUAUAGAUAUCAUAAGAAAUAAAUUCCAGGUUUUUAAUUACUGUUGAAGUUGAGGCAUUUUCUGUCAAGAGCGCUGUGCCUUGUCAGAUUUUCAAUACAAGCUAUCGUUGCACUGUUAAAUAACAACGAAGUUCUUCUUGGUAUUAGUGUCUUUUCAUUUGUACCCCUAAUUUAGCGCGAUGAAACAGGUUAGAAACAGGUUUCUAACCUUGAUGUCUAGGCUGUCCUUCGAUGUCAUAACAUUAUGCGUGCUGGAACUUCUUUGAAGAAAAUUACGAAGGUUUACAUUGCGCAGUCGACAUCAGUGAAAGGGCUAGAUUGUUUUGACCCGAUAUUAUUAUUAUGAA
Messenger RNA from Pocillopora meandrina, 15814 nucleotides. Lineage: Eukaryota; Metazoa; Cnidaria; Anthozoa; Scleractinia; Pocilloporidae. The record is from the annotation of a GenBank genome assembly.